Danio aesculapii is the source of this 566-nucleotide messenger RNA. RefSeq names its product adenylate cyclase type 2-like. The annotation marks the transcript as partial. The record is from RefSeq and is a predicted model, not a curated record. Gene Ontology annotation, cellular component: plasma membrane. Gene Ontology annotation, molecular function: adenylate cyclase activity. The transcript has 6 exons. Lineage: Eukaryota; Metazoa; Chordata; Actinopteri; Cypriniformes; Danionidae. Gene Ontology annotation, biological process: cAMP biosynthetic process; adenylate cyclase-activating G protein-coupled receptor signaling pathway; adenylate cyclase-inhibiting G protein-coupled receptor signaling pathway.
AAUCUCAGAAGAAGCGAUUUGAGGAAGAGCUGAAUGAGAGGAUGAUUAGAACAUUCGAUGGGAUCAAUUCUCAAAAACAAUGGCUGAAAUCAGAAGACAUUCAAAGAAUAUCUUUGUUUUUCCAUAAUAAAGCAUUGGAAAAAGAGUAUAGAGCAACAACCCUGCCGGCCUUCAAAUAUUACAUCACCUGUGCCUGCUUGAUAUUCUUCUGCAUUUUCAUCGUUCAGAUCCUGGUCCUGCCGAAAACUGCAAUAUUGGGAGUGUCUUUUGGCAUGGCCUUCUUAAUUCUAUCAGUGAUUCUGCUCGUUUGCUUUAUUGGUCAUUUCUUGCAAUGCAAAAAGACGGCCUCUGCAUCUUGGCUUUGGAUCCUUAGAUCCUCAGGAAUCAUUGCCAGCAAGCCCUGGCCACGCAUCACCCUCACCAUGGCGACCACAGCCCUCAUCCUGAUCAUGGCUGUCUUCAAUAUGUUCUUUAUAGAAGACAACCUAACAUCAAUGGAGACUGUUUAUAAUACAUCAAAUGAGACACUUCUUCAGCCUGACGGACAACCCAUAUCUUACCUGGAC